This is a messenger RNA of Salarias fasciatus (jewelled blenny), 2776 nucleotides long. Its product is annotated as polypyrimidine tract-binding protein 2-like. The record is from RefSeq and is a predicted model, not a curated record. Gene Ontology annotation, biological process: mRNA processing. The transcript has 14 exons. NCBI's taxonomy places the organism in Eukaryota, Metazoa, Chordata, Actinopteri, Blenniiformes, Blenniidae. Gene Ontology annotation, cellular component: nucleus. The coding region runs from base 102 to 1646 and encodes 514 amino acids. Gene Ontology annotation, molecular function: RNA binding.
UCGUCGAGUCUUCACGUUGCCUCCAUUUUGCCUGCGUGCGUGUGUUUCAGUGUGUAAACUGGAGAGAAAAGAGGAGCAGAACCGGAGAAACCGCGACAGAAAUGGACGGCAUCAGUGACGUUGCAGUUGGAGUGAAGAGAGGAUCAGACGAGCUGAGUAUGUACAACAGUCCCAACACUGGCAUGAGCGGUCUGAGCGACGGGGCUUCUAACGGCAGCGACAGCAAGAAGCUGCGGGUGGAGGAGGCGCCGCCGUCCCGCGUCAUCCACAUCCGGAAGCUUCCCAACGAGGCCUCCGAGACCGAAGUCAUCGCUCUGGGCCUGCCGUUCGGCAAAGUCACCAACAUCCUCACGCUGAAGGGGAAGAACCAGGCCUUCUUGGAGAUGGGAACGGAGGAGGCAGCCAUCACCAUGGUUAAUUACUACACCACAGUGACUCCUCAUAUACGAAACGCCCCCGUCUUCAUCCAGUAUUCUAAUCACAAAGAACUCAAAACCGACGCCACCAAUCAGCGGACGCAGGCCGUGCUGCAGGCCGUGUCGGCCGUCCAGUCGCCCUCCUCGGACGUGCAGGACGUGCUGGCGGCGGUGUCCAGCCCCGUGCUGAGGAUCAUCAUCGACAACAUGUUCUACCCUGUCACUCUGGACGUGCUGCAGCAGAUUUUCUCCAAGUUCGGCACGGUCAUGAAGAUAAUCACAUUCACCAAGAACAAUCAGUUCCAGGCGCUGCUGCAGUUCAGCGAUCCGACCAACGCACAUCAGGCCAAGCUGGCUCUGGACGGUCAGAACAUCUACAACUCCUGCUGCACGCUGCGAAUCGACUUCUCCAAGCUGGUCAACCUCAACGUCAAAUACAACAACGACAAGAGCCGCGACUACACGAGACCCGAGCUGCCGGCCGGGGACGGCCAGCCGGCGCUGGACCCCACGGUGGCCGCCUUCAGCAAGGACUCCAACUCCCUCCUCGGUAAGAUCCCAGGAGCCCUGAACCCCCUGAGCGCGGCGGCGGCUGCCGCUGCCGCUGCGGGGCGGGUGGCCCUUGCUGGACAGGCGGGAUCCAGCGGGGUCCUGCUGGUCAGCAACCUCAACGAGGAGAUGGUUACGCCCCAAAGUCUGUUUACCCUCUUCGGGGUGUACGGCGAUGUCCAGAGGGUGAAAAUCCUGUACAAUAAGAAGGACAGCGCUCUCAUUCAGAUGUCCGACUCCAACCAGGCCCAGCUGGCCAUGAGCCAUCUGAACGGUCAGAAGAUGUACGGGAAGAUCAUCCGGGUGACGCUGUCCAAGCACCAGACGGUGGCGCUGCCUCGCGACGGCCUGGACGACCAGGGCCUGACCAAGGACUACGCCAACUCGCCGCUGCACCGCUUCAAGAAGCCCGGCUCCAAGAACUUCCAGAACAUCUUCCCUCCUUCCGCCACCCUCCACCUCUCCAACAUCCCACAAGACGUGACGGAGGACGACCUGCGGCUGCUUUUCUCCAACGCUGGCGGCACGGUGAAGGCCUUCAAGUUUUUCCAGGAUCGUAAGAUGGCUCUGAUCCAGAUGUCCACCGUGGAGGAGGCCAUCCAGGCCCUGAUCGACCUGCACAACUACAACAUGGGAGCCAACCAGCACUUGAGAGUCUCCUUCUCCAAGUCCACCAUCUAAGAAUGUGCCCCCCCACCCACUCCUGGCAGCGCGAUGGUGUCACUGUUGAGGGAGGACGGACACUGAGGGGGUCUCCCAGAUCCAGUCGGCUUUGUUGUUGGAGUUUGGUUAAUUCUGUCAUUCCUUCAGACUUAAACCUUCUGACCUGCGUCCUUUUGAAGCAGAACAAUACGGGAUCCUCCCAGAUAAUCGUACCUUUGUAUUUUUCUGUCAGGCAGAGUAUCGACACGCUGGAUUGUUCCUCCUGUUUGAUAGUUUGAUGUAGGUCAGUGUUUUAAUUCUGUGAUUUAGUUGAAGAGAUAACAGUACAUACGUGCCUUACUUGACAAUAUCAACUGUUUCUACAGCUGGACACUCCCAACCAGGCACGUUGCUCUCGGACGUCCGAUCCGCCGCGACGGAGACGUAGCCGGGCGUAGCUUCGAUUUCUUUAGUUCUGCGGUGUUUAGAAUCUUGAGUUUUCCUUUCAGCUGCCAGCAGGAGAGCAGCGUAUUCCCGAGGCUACAUGUACCAGUCCGUCUCUCUCUCUUUUGAAACGACAGGCAGUUUAAAGUUUUGAUUCCACAGAGGUGUUCUCCUCCCCCGAUCCCUCUCCCUUCCAGUUUUUCUCAGCUUCUCCACGCUGAAGAUAAACGUGGCUCGCCUUUCCCUUCCCUCCACCGUCGUCCUCUUUUCUUUCCGUUAGUUUCCAUAGCAGUGAGGUGUAAUUGUCCGUGACUUUUUGAAGCAUGCAGAGUGAUGGUUGAAUCUCGCAUAAAGUGUUGCAUGCUGUGGAAGCAGUUAGAAGAUGAGUCCACUGUGAUUUCAUUGUCAUGUGACAGUUUACUUGAGAGGGCUACUCAGUUGGACCAAAGUUUCUGUGCCUUUAGUGUUUCAUUUGACUCAUAACAAGAAAAAGGAAAAAAAAAAAUACUGCAUUUCAAACACUUUGGGGAAGAGUGCCCAGAUUUUAAGUGUUACUUCUCUUUGUUUUAUUUUUUAACUACCCAACACUUGCUCAGACAACGAUAGCUAUGUAUAUUUUUUUUCUUUCCAAUUCCAGUUUUCUACAGCUCCAAUUGUAAGGAUUUGGUGUGGUUCUGAAGAGGCGCAAUUAAAGCAUGAAGUAUUUUCUAACAAGGGAGGUGCAA